Lethenteron reissneri (Far Eastern brook lamprey) is the source of this 6330-nucleotide messenger RNA. Its product is annotated as 55 kDa erythrocyte membrane protein-like. The record is from RefSeq and is a predicted model, not a curated record. Lineage: Eukaryota; Metazoa; Chordata; Hyperoartia; Petromyzontiformes; Petromyzontidae. Gene Ontology annotation, molecular function: protein binding.
UUCCGCUGAGUCGGCGCUCCGUCGGUGAUCCGCGUCUCGCCUCCAAUUCGGCGUGGCGGAGGCUUUAUUAUUUUAUUAUUCUUCGCAUUAUUGCGAUCUCGGAACAAAGUCCGCCGCGACGAUAAGGAAAAGUAGGAACGGUUUUUAAAAAAAAAACAUUUUAAAGACGCGGUGGUUUUCGUUAUUUAUUUAUUUAACAGCGCGACCGCGGACUUUCGACUCCCGUUCACUGGGGCAGAGCGCGGCGGCGAGGUUGAAACCAAAGGAACCUGCUCACAGCGAGAUGACGUCGGCGAAGUUGUCAGAGCUGUACCUGGACCACGUGACGCAGGUGUGCAGGGCACGUGCUGUCAAGACGUUCGUGCGUGCCCAGUUCAACUUUGACCCAAAGUCGCAGGGCGUCCUGAACCGUCCCCACGACGGUCUCGCCUUCCGCAGCGGCGACGUCCUCCGCGUGAAGUCGCGCGCCAAGUGGGACUGGUGGGAGGGUGAGAAGGAAGAUGGUUCGACCGGGAUGAUACCCUCCCGAGACCUGGUGGAAUGUCACAGCGUGAGCUCCAAACCUGUCGAGCCUCAGCCCAAGUCCAGCUUCCUGGGUUUGAUCCGGGCCAAAGGCUUGCGUGGACCCUACAUGGCCCAGCACUGCUCGGUGUUCGACGAUCUGGACACGCUGUCGUACGAGGAAGUCGUCAAGCUUCCUCCGUUCCCACGGAGAACCCUCGUGCUGCUGGGAGCUCCCGGUGUCGGCAGGAGUCAUAUUAAGACCGUACUGCUCUCCACCGACCCUGACACGUUCAAGACUCCGGUGCUCUACACGACGGAGCACCCGACCUCUCCGAACGGCGACGCUGCCCCCAACUCCGGGGCAGGGGCGGCACCGGGGACAGCGGGUGGGGCUGCGCAAGAUUCCGGCCCGUAUCAGCUGGUGUCGGACGUGGAGAUGCGUGGGUGGGUGACGCGUGGGGAGAUGGUGGAGUACGGGAACCACGGGGAGGCCAUGCUGGGACUGCGCCUCCAGUGUGUGCGUGACAUCAUGCAGGGAGACGCCGUGUGCGUGCUCGAUGUGCAACCGCAGGCCCUGAAGGUUCUACGCUCGCCCGACUUUGCGCCCUUCGUCGUGUUCGUGGCUCCGCCAGCCAGCAUCGGCGAGGCCUUCCAGGCGGAGUCCCGGGAGCUGCAGGCCUCGGUGAUGCACCUCGUCGACCUCGUCGUGGUGAACGAGGUGACGCACGACAGCGCCACCCUCAUCGCCAGCGCCGUGCGCACCGCCGGGGAGACGCACAACUGGGUGCCACUCUCCUGGCUCCUGUGAGGGGCACCCAGCCUGGCACGACACCACCCGGCACUGCUCAGUACCGCCUCGCACUACCUGGUAUUGCCCAGCAAUGCCUAGCAAAUGCAUGGCAUUGCCUAGUAAUGCCAAACAAUGCCUAGUAUUGCAAAGUAGCGCAUGGUAUUAUCUAGGAAUGCGUUACAUGGCCUAGCAAUGCCUGGCAUUGCCCCGUUGGCACUGCGUGACAUUGCUGGGGCGGUAAGCGUCGCUCCGCUGGGUGGUACCGCACCGUCUGCCUCCGCACCACGCCGCGCGCUUCUCCUGCACGCUCGGAAACUCGGCUCUCUGCUCCGGCAAUCCCCCCAGCCGGCAAACCCCCGGGGGCGACGCUGCAAUCGCCCCAGCGCCGACGGCCACUGUUCUCCCCGCACCCCCCACCCCCCACCAGCACUGCUCUGCGUUGUUGUGUCCCAUGUUCUGGGGCGUUUAGCGGCCAGCCGCGUUCGUUCUCACGGUCUCUUUCACGCCGCUUCGUUCCCAAAUCGCAUUUCAAAAAUGUUCGUUUCUCAUGGCUUGUCUGAUGUCGUUGUUUUUUGUUGCGCAAGUUUCAAAUGUUUAACAUUACUGCCGUUGUUGUUGUUGUUGUUGUUGCCGAAUUUGAUAUCUCUCGCUCCCGCCAUGGGAAUGUGGAAAUUUCCACAGCUGGCUCAGGGUCACAGACAGGGGGAGAGAAGACGGGCGUUUAGCUGUUCAAACACCAAAUAGGUGCCUUUCGCAAGGCAUCAGGUCUGCAUUAACCACACGUACUUGUGGAAAAACAUUAUCUCGUAAUAUAGUAAUUGUCUUUGAAACUGAUUGGCCUACACCAGAGGCAGCAUUCUUUAUGGCAGGGGUGGGGAACGUCCGGCCCGCGGACCGUAUAAGGCCCGCAAAAUCAUUUGGUCUGGCCCUGCCAAGGCAACUGCACGACUCGAAAUUCAAUAAAUCUAGGAGCUUUUUUCAUAGCAACAUGAUGUUAUAAAUAUCCAAAUUGCCCUUGGCAGAAAAAAGGUUCCCCACCCCUGUUUAUGGCCUUGUCUCACCAGUGUUAGACCAGAGAACGCCAAAAGACAGUAAAAAGUAAUCAUUUUGGAUACUGGAAAAAAGCUCCCAUAGACAUAGGGGAGGGAAGAUUUGACAUUUCACUUUAAAGAAACACCAAAAAAAGACGUGGUCCAGAGUUUCACAGCUGAAAGCAAUGCCGCGGCGGGUUUCGAGUCCUUAACGGGAACUCGUGGUGCCGUGCCGAUUCGGGCUUCUGUUCUGCUUGGUUUGGCACGGACUCGCGCACCACCACUUUACUUACUCCCUCAAACGAGGAUCCAAUCAAACUCUGUAUAUCAAAAUUUCAAAAGUGCAAUUUGCGCGCAAUGUUUUACACGGCACGCGCACAGCGCGUAAUGUCGCUCUUUAUCCGAAGCUGUUUUGUCCGUCGAACUUUGAGGAACUAGAGGGGGCACUGGGACAGGCGAGUCUUCAUCGCAAGAUCUAUGAACUACAUUCGAAUUUUCCCGUUUCCAAAAUGCACGCGUGUUUGUAUCAUUUGAGAGUGCAUACAACGUGAUCUGGAGCGGGGACAAUAAGCGUUUAGCGGGUUUUUUUUGUCUCCCAAGCACGUAGCGCGAAACGCCGGACAUCGUGCUGAACAGCACGUGGUGAUGGCUUGCUGAAGCCAUUCCGCGAACGCCUCACGCGGCGGUGAAAUUAGCGCCGAGUGGAGGGUCGGGUAUCGACGGACGGUCGAAUUAGUGCGUAAACGAACUCCGUGUCGCCACAGUGGUUGUAACCGAUCCGAUCCAUUUGGGGCUAAAAUCCAGGUCGUGGGGGUUGACUUGCCUCUGCCCAUCGCCCCUUUGGGGGGUCAAUAAACCCGUACCACAGUCUGGCCCCCACCAUAGGAAUGUGGAAUAUCCACUCUUGGCUCAGGGAUGUAAACAGGAGAAGGGGUCGCCCUCUCGGCACUUGUUUUUUGUUGUUGUUGCUGCAGACUCCGUUCCUCGUGCUCCCACCACUCGAAACUGAACUUGUCGAACACGCCGCGCGCGUCAGAUGAUUGGUAAAUUGACGAGUCUGGGGGGGUGGGCUGACGAGUUACCUCUUGAGGUCUGAAGUACGUAAACCCUUUUCACGAUCUACCACACAUUUCCACCUCGACGUUAUCAAACGCGGAAUAUGAUUCGCUCUCACCUUUUACGGGUGACCGAGGCGCGCCGAAAUUUCGAUACGCGACCCUCUUCUUCGCGAUCGGCGCACCCACGCUGCUUGGUGGUGACGUCGCUGUCGUCGUUUGCAGGGGGGGGCCAUUUGCAACGUAAGUCGUGUAGUCCCCUCCGUGGCCCGUGGGCCGUAGCAGGUUACCCCACCCCCUCCCGGCGCAAAAACUCACGUGGGCUUCACCGACAAGCCUCAACGUUUAUAGCACAAAACUGCGGCCGACUUUAUGAACUUAAGCACAAAACGUUUCUAUGGCAGUUGGUUGACGGUGGUCAGGAGUUUGUGGCGGCGGCGGCGCAUGGCAAAAGCACGCUCCCCGUUCGGCCCAAUAGACCCUGCGUGCGUGAUGCAGUAGCGUGGCCUUUCAUUGGCCUGUCGGUGUUACCACCGCUAGCAACGCUUCAAAAGGGGAAAGCCAAACGCGACGUCGAGCCGCGCCCGACGCCUUGAACUGCCUUUGCGUUUCACCGUUGUUAGCGAUCAUCAGCAUGGCAGAAUGGGCCUUUGCCUGUCUGCCACCUUGUUCACGUGGCGUCCACCUGCCGAAUCUGGGGGGGGGGGUGUGAUUCAAUUUAAGAAUCAACAUUUUUUUCUCGGCAUCGCUGUGAAUGUAGCGGUCUCGAGUGGCUGCGGUGAGUUGACGUGUUGGACCUAUUUCGUAGGACGAAUCGACAAAACGUCGACUUGACGCACGCGCGCGCCGUCCAUUGCAGGCAAGCGAACGCCGUGAGCUUAAGACAAUCGAUAUAUUGAUCCACACCAGUGCAUCGCGAACUCUCCCAGCCGACGUGUUCACACCCAGCGCCCCCUUGACUUUGGCGUCUCACGAUGCCUUGUUUGGCCCCGUGCGCUCGUGUCGAGUGCGGGGAGCUGCGUUCUUGCUGCCGACUCGAGCCUGGUGGUGGUGGUGGUGAACGCGUUGUGAACGCUCGCGGCUCGCGUCGAUCAAGGGCCUGGGUUCAAUUCCCGUCUCGGUGCGCCUUCCCGCUUGGGGUUUGUGCAUUCUUCACUAACCGCCCCCCCCCCCCCCCCCCGCGCCUGCUCUGCGUGGGUUUCCUCCUCGUUCUCCGAUUUCCCCCCGACCAUCGCGAAAAGAAAAUGAACAAUGCAACCGGUAUCGGCCAAACAUCCCAAUGCUGAAACAUUGCCUGCAUAUUUACUGGCAGGCAACAUCGUCCCCUUUUUGCAAAAAACUUUACAGCUGAUUUUUUUUAUGUCUGUGUAUGUUGAACUUCUUUUGCACCAUACGUAGCCAACCGUGCUAAUCGUAGGUGCGGGGGGGAAGGACAAAAAACGUAAGCACAAAACGCCGUUCUAAAGGAAUGAGUGUCAAUCUAAAAUCUAGAUGAUGAUUUCAAAGUGCACCGCUCCAGUGGCCCCUAAUAUAGGAAGGAAGAGCGUUCCAGACGGCCGCAGAAGCACAUCUGAAAGCGCCGCGCGAUGCGGUGACCGUCUUUUGUUUCAAUGGUUCGCCAAAAGCCGCCGCUGUUCCGAGGAUGACCGGAGUCUUUGAGACUCGGGGGGGUGGGUUCCUGGAAAACAAAAAAACACUGUUGUGUCUUUAAAAGUUCUCGAUCUGACAUCUCGUUUUGAUUGGGGACAGACAGAUGACUCGCUGCUCCUCGAGAGGGGUGGCCUGAACUCCGCACUUUUAUCUCACGGAGCUCUCGCGUUUUUCUUUUUUCUAAGGACACGGGUCGCGGUUACCAAUGAGUGGCAUCUGCGAUUUCUCCCAGAGGCACUCCGAGCGGCAGCUGCUCUUUCACAGAAAUGCUUCCGAGUAAUCGGUCAAGACAGCGCCGCGGACAAAGUAAAGUUUCGGUGUUUCUACCGACCGAGCGAACGUUUCUUAUUGCACGUGCGCAUCGCUCGCGUGAAAGUGUUGGCAGGGCCUUGGCUUCCAAUGCUUUAUGUUGGAACCAAAUGUUCUCGAAAAGAAAACGCAGUUUCCACUAACGCUAAGCAGGCCCCACGCGUCCAGUGAUGAGAAUUGCAUUGAAUUGCUUGCGGAAGAGGGAGGCGGUAGUGAUGGUGGCAGUGGUGGCUGCGAUACUGGUGAUGUCGACAUUGAUGGGUGUUGGAGGUUGACGGUGGAGUAGAUGGGGGUGGUGAUGAUGAUGGUGGUGGUGGUGACAUCACCGCUCCAGUGACCAAAGACGGGUGGCCGUUUCUGCCCACUGCGACGUGUUUGAGGAAAUAAUUUUUAACCGAAUCUGAAACCGCAAACUGCCACUUGUGUAAUUUUAAGAGCGGCAGAUUUGUUGUUUUGCUUCUGUAUCUUUUGUGUUGUAAACCGCUCGCUUAACGAUCGUAUUUUCUCACUUGAUCAUUUUAGAGACGGGCGUUAUAUACUUGUGAUUGUACUGGCGUGGGGGGUUCAUUUGGUGGGGGGGAGUGGGGUAGCUUCUGAAAUUGCCCCCCCCCUCCUCAUUCCUGAUUAGCCCCCCCACCGUCCCUGGUUCUUUAACUUAACCACUGGUGUUGCGACAAGAAAUGAUAUCACUUUAUAAACCAAAAAAAAGUAAAAAAUCAAUGUUUUUUGUUCAAAACUUUAAUGUGCAUUUCGUUGUGUUUUAGUCCGUGGUUGUCGUCAUGCAUCUAGGAUUUCCUCUGCCUUAAUACGAGAGACCUGCAACGAGAGACAGAAUGAGAACGCCCUCGCUCCGUGGGAGGUUACUCCUGCUCUUCUGCUGCCCCCACUGUCUGGAAAUGCCCCCGCCCCCCACCAGCCAUCCGUGCUGACGACUCCCUGCUCGAGAUUUUCCUCUUCUACUUUGCCUACAAUUGAUGGCCACUCUCUACAA